GGCCACGUGUCAUCGAUCGAGGAACCCUGUCGAGAAGAAAUUGAUGGGGAACCUGGUCAAACAAAUUUUCCGCGGAUGUAACCGAAGUUCACGAGCGAUAACUGGAUUAUUCCAAGUCCCGUUCUACGACGAUCGAGUAGGAAGAGGCACCGAGUAGAUAGCGUGCAUAUUCUUAGAGAUAAGACUACUCAUUGUACGCAAAGAAACGCAAUCUCAUUCUCGGUUUCGCCAAUCAAAACGACCUCGUCUAUCAGUCCUCUUUUUUCCUUUCUUUUUAAUAAAAAUACGUUUCAUCUUCAGAACGAUCUAAAGGCGACAUUUUCAAAUGAGAAAACUAAAAUUUCCGUCCAUGAACCGGUGUUCACAGAAAACACGAAUUCUCCUGAAACGCGUCUCCAAGUUCAAACCAUGACGUAACUCAAUUUUUGCGAAUCAUCCGCCUCGCGACUUUCCGUAUUUCACACGGGAAUUCUUAAUUUUCUAGGCGACCGAAGGAAAAUAACAAAAAGUUUUCCUCCAAUUAAUAUUAAACGAUGGUAAUUAGACUAAUUAAAAAUCUUGUGUCUUUCUUGGUCGCUGUAAAUUUUUAUACAUGUAUGCGUCUAAGGAUUACUGCGAAACUUUCGUUCUUCGCGUUAGUCCGUUUCCUAGUAAAAGCUUUCGAUUCAUCGAUAAAAAGCUGCUGGCCGCUGUAUGUACACAGUGGGUUUAUCUGGAAUACCCGCGAAUAUAUAGCGCGAUAACUUGGAGGGGGAACGAGACCUAUAAAGAGGCGCUUGCCAGUUGUCGAGGUCACUCGUUACCAGACACUCGACGGAGGUACUGUGCUCGUAGCACUUGUAUCUUCGUGAAAGUUUUCACUAUUGCGUAAGAUUGUUCAUCGAACGAAAGGUGCUCGUGACAACGUAACAGUCUUCUCAGAAGGAGCAGUGGACAUACGCAGUGGAUAAAUUGCGAACAGUGUACGCGAAUUAUUAGAAACUGGCGAUCAAAAAAGGAAUCCCGACGUUCAGUGAAGUGUGCAAACGAACCACGCCAGGAAACAGCAAAUUGAGAAGCGAAGAAAUCGAGGAAAUACAGACCAGAGAUAUGACCCGUUGCCAAGUACAGUCCUACGCUUCAGCCACGAUGACUGAUAGUGGAAACCCGUGGAAGGAGCAGGAGAUGCUCAGUUCCUCGAGGACGAUAACAUGCGGCAUGCUGCCAACUCUUCAAGCAUUGGCAUCCAAGGGAUGCGAAAACAGUCAGGGCAUCGUCUGCCUCGUGCCAUUCGAUGCCGAUAUGGACUCCGCGAGCCAUCUUCAAAUGAUCCUGUUGGAAGCAUAUUGUCGCGAGACGGGGAUCAAGGUGUUACGAGUCUCCAGGGAGAGGAUACGGGAACAUCUGUGCCCCGGGAGCGUAGAUCUCUCCUGUGUACUCAUCUCCAACGACGACCCAUAUUUCAUAGACACGGCAAAGUGAAUUGGAAACAUGAUCUGACCAUAUGGGAACGAAUUUUUUUUCGACUGGUCACAGUCACGAGAUAUCGAAGGAGAUCUUCGAGGAUGGAGAAGGAAGUUGAAGGAGAUACUUUAAUCGAUCUUGUUACAAGAUCGACACUUCGAAUUUCCUGAUGUUGGGCGACGCCUCGACACGCAACGAUCGACGGUGUCCGGCACAGGGUCGUCCAGUAGGCAGAGAUUAGCACUAUCGCGAUAACGAUUGAUUCCAGAUUGCAAUCUUGAUGGACAUUAUCGACAAUUAAGCCACGAAGUUAAGCGAACGAUUGUGAGAUCGGAUAUAACAUCCAUUACGAUUCCAAUUGUUUAAGCGAGAGUGAAAAUAACUAUUUUUGUAUAAUAUGUAAUAGUUGAAAGGAGUCAUUGUUAAAAACUGAUGAUUAUAUUUUAAUGUAUACAUAUUCUAUGAAAUAA
This is a messenger RNA of Ceratina calcarata, 1913 nucleotides long. RefSeq lists its product as uncharacterized. Bases 1090 to 1461 code for a protein of 123 amino acids. NCBI's taxonomy places the organism in Eukaryota, Metazoa, Arthropoda, Insecta, Hymenoptera, Apidae. The transcript has 2 exons. The record is from RefSeq and is a predicted model, not a curated record.